AAUGUCAAACACCGCUACUUUAUUCGAUAAACAAUCACAUUGUUUACAAUACUAAUUGCAAACAGGACAAUGAGUGAUAAAAAGGUACAAAUAAACAAACGCGGAAAGGGUCGUGUAAACCGGGAAGAAAUACUUCAAUGGAGCAAAGAGGAGCUGAUAGCCAAGGUUUUACAAUUAGAUGCAUAUAACUUCCAGAUAAGAAAUUUGUUGCAAAAAAAGCUGGGACAAAAUGACAGUGAAUUUUAUGGAGAACUCGCUAGCCUGGACGCUAACGACAAUACAGAAAAAACUCAAGAAACUAAGGCACAACCAAUACAAAAGCCACAGAAACGUAAAUUUGAUUUUAAAAAAAGCCACAAGCGGCACGUGCUGAUGAAAUUGCUUUAUUUCGGCUGGGACUACCACGGCUUGGCAACUCAAGAAGAUUCAAAUGCUACAAUAGAACACCACCUAUUUCAAGCGCUAAUCCGCACCUGCUUGAUCGAGUCUCGCGAAACUGCAAAUUACCACCGUUGUGGACGCACUGACAAAGAAGUAAGCGCCUUCUGCCAAGUUAUAUCAAUCGAUUUACGCAGCAAAUUUCCAUCGGAACAACAACUUUUAACUGAAUCAUUAACUAAUGAAAUUGAUUAUUGCGCAUUAUUAAACCGUGUACUUCCGCGCAACAUACAAGCGGUGGCAUGGAUGCCGCUCCGCAAUCCAGUGUACAGCGCUCGUUUCGAUUGUGUCGAGCGCACAUACCGUUAUUACUUUCCAAAAGGCGAUUUAAAUAUAGAGGCUAUGCAAAAGGCCUGUGAAUUGCUAGCAAGACAUACAGACUUCCGAAAUUUUUGCAAAAUGGAUGUUAACAAUGGCGUAACAAAUUAUGUAAGGCAAGUAUUUAAAGCUACGGUACAAAGGUGCGAAGUGGAACAAUGCGAAAAAAAUUCCAUGGAAGGAUAUGCCAUGUAUAUGUUAGAAAUAAGAGCUAAUGCCUUCCUUUGGCAUCAAAUUCGCUGUAUUAUGGCAGUUUUACUGCUCAUAGGUGAGGGUAAAGAGCAGCCGGAAGUAAUAAGUGAAUUGCUGGAUGUAGCCAAAAACCCAUGCAAGCCGCAAUAUACACCGGCUAUCGGUUUGCCAUUAAAUCUCUUUCACUGUGAAUUCCGCGAGCAUACCAUACAACCCACUGAUAAUGCUGUAAAUAAUGGGGUUUCAGCAAAUUCAGAAGAAGGAGAGGCGCAUACAACUGCUUGGAUAUACGGUGAUGAACACCUACAAAAACUCAUCGAGAAUGUGCAAGGUGAAUGGAUGCAAUACAAUAUCAAAAGUACCAUGAUACGCGAUGUGUUGCACCAAUUAGAAAGCAUAUAUCAAAAAGAAUAUCAAUCUGCACCAGUGCAAGCGCAGGCUUGGUUGUUGCAAGACGGGGUUCGUCCACGUCAAUAUCAACAACUUUUAAACCGCAAACGUUGUGAGAGUUUGGAAAAUCGCAUUGAACAUUUCGUUAAAAAGCAGCGUUUGAUAGUUACCAAUGAUCCAGUAGCACAAAGCAACUUAGUAACGAAAACGAUGGCUAAAACGUAACACACACAAAAAAAAAUAUUUUAAUUUGUUUGUUUAUGGGCAAUCAUAUGUUAGCCACUUUACAAAAUAUCUACGCGCUGCAUAUGCGGUAUAUUGUAGUGUCAUCUUUAAGAAGAACAUAUUUGAAAGUUAAAAGAGAAUGAAUGCACUAUUUCUAUAUUUCAAAAAAUAAAUGCUUAUCUUAUAAAACAUUAA
Messenger RNA from Bactrocera tryoni, 1758 nucleotides. RefSeq names its product tRNA pseudouridine(38/39) synthase. The record is from RefSeq and is a predicted model, not a curated record. Gene Ontology annotation, biological process: mRNA pseudouridine synthesis; tRNA pseudouridine synthesis. Gene Ontology annotation, cellular component: cytoplasm; nucleus. Gene Ontology annotation, molecular function: pseudouridine synthase activity; RNA binding. The transcript has 7 exons. Lineage: Eukaryota; Metazoa; Arthropoda; Insecta; Diptera; Tephritidae. Bases 70 to 1563 code for a protein of 497 amino acids.